Propithecus coquereli (Coquerel's sifaka) is the source of this 1073-nucleotide messenger RNA. RefSeq names its product protein phosphatase 1, regulatory subunit 3D (gene PPP1R3D). Bases 23 to 919 code for a protein of 298 amino acids. Gene Ontology annotation, cellular component: protein phosphatase type 1 complex. The transcript has a single exon. Lineage: Eukaryota; Metazoa; Chordata; Mammalia; Primates; Indriidae. Gene Ontology annotation, molecular function: protein phosphatase 1 binding; glycogen binding. The record is from RefSeq and is a predicted model, not a curated record. Gene Ontology annotation, biological process: regulation of glycogen biosynthetic process.
GUCUUCCGACGGCUGCUGGGCCAUGUCAAGGGGCCCAGGCUCCGUGAUCCCGCCCGCCCGGGGCUCCUGGAAGCCGGCGCCCCGGAGCUGCAGCUGUCUCUCGGACCUGGACGGCGGCGCGGCCCUGGAGCCUCGGCCCUGUCGGCCCCCGGAGAGCCCGGGCUGCGCGCCACGGCCCGUGCGGGCGCCGUCGGGCUGCGACCCCCACCUGCGGCCCAUCAUCCUGCGGCGGGCACGCUCGCUGCCCAGCUCCCCCGAGCGCCGCCAGAAGGCCGCGGGCGCGCCCGGCGCUGCGUGUCGGCCCGGCUGCAGCCGGCAGCACCGCGUGCGCUUCGCCGACGCGCUGGGCCUGGAGCUGGCGCAGGUCAAGGUGUUCAACGCGGGCGAUGAUCCGUCCGUGCCGCUGCACGUGCUGUCGCGGCUCGCCAUCAACUCGGACCUGUGCUGCAGCAGCCAGGACCUGGAGUUCACCCUGCAGUGCCUGGUGCCCGAUUUCCCGCCGCCCAUCGAGGCCGCGGACUUUGAGGAGCGCCUGCGGCGGCAGCUCGUGUGCCUGGAGCGUGUCACUUGCUCGGACCUGGGCAUCAGCGGCACCGUGCGCGUGAGCAACGUGGCCUUCGAGAAGCAGGUGGCCGUGCGUUAUACCUUCUCUGGCUGGCGCAGCGCCCACGAAGCGGUGGCACGUUGGCGCGGGCCCGCCGGUGCCGAGGGCACGGAGGAUGUCUUCGCCUUCGGCUUCCCGGUGCCGCCCUUCUUGCUGGAGCUCGGCUCACGCGUGCACUUCGCGCUGCGCUACCGAGUGGCUGGUGCCGAGUACUGGGACAACAACGACAGCCGCGACUACAGCCUCACGUGUCGCAGCCACGCACUGCACAUGCCACGCGGAGAGUGUGAAGAGAGCUGGAUCCACUUCAUCUGAGCUCGCGGGGGCCAGGAACCUGGAGCCUCCGCAUCUAAGCCGCACCUGCUGUCAUUUCUGUGCUGGGCUCUCUCACAUCUAGGGGGUCGUUCUCCCCGCCCCUUCUGUCCCCCAGAUCGUCUGACUUCGAUUUCUGCUGCUAGGUCUCACUGCA